This is a messenger RNA of Hippopotamus amphibius kiboko, 881 nucleotides long. Its product is annotated as serum amyloid A-2 protein. Gene Ontology annotation, cellular component: extracellular region. NCBI's taxonomy places the organism in Eukaryota, Metazoa, Chordata, Mammalia, Artiodactyla, Hippopotamidae. Bases 479 to 769 code for a protein of 96 amino acids. The record is from RefSeq and is a predicted model, not a curated record. The transcript has 3 exons.
GUGGAACUUAGUAACAUAUAUCAAGCCUCCACUAGGAACUCAGCCCUUACACGCAAUUCAGGGUGACCUACUCUCCAGCUUUGCCCAGGUCUGAGGAGCUUUCCAGGGCACUUUCACUGUUAACUGGAGCAGUUCCAUGAAAACAGGGGCAGUUCUGGUCAGGCUGGGACCGUUACUCACCUACUUACCAGCAGAAUACCUCCUGAGGGAGGCGUCUUCCCCACCUGAAGGGGAGAAAACCGAGGCUUAGAGCAGCCAAGCCCGUUGCCAGGGACUAAGUGCCAGUCAGCAGGUGACAGGACCACGGUUUGAACCCAGCUGUGCACGAGGCCAAAGCUCUGGCCAGGGAGACUUGUCCCGGCACCACUUCCUAAAGCUGCAGGCUGACCAGUGCCAGCUGCAUGUUGGAUUCAGCUGGGGAGCAAUGGAAACUAUGGACGCCUGAGACCCACCGCAGAGAGUGAGAGGGGCUAAAGACAUGUGGAGAGCCUACUCUGACAUGAGAGAAGCCAACUACAAAGAUUCAGACAAGUACUUCCAUGCCCGGGGCAACUAUGACGCUGCCCAAAGGGGCCCUGGGGGCGCCUGGGCUGCCAAAGUGAUCAGCGAUGCCAGAGAGAAUGUUCAGAGAGUCACAGACUUGUUCAGACAUGGAGACAGUGGCCAUGGACUGGAGGACUCGAGGGCCGACCAGGCUGCCAAUGAAUGGGGCCGGAGCGGCAAGGACCCCAAUCACUUCAGACCCCCCGGCCUGCCCGACAAGUACUGAGCUGCCUCUCACUCUGCUCAGCAGACGGGGCUGUGAGCCCCCACGGGCAGCGACACUGAGCGGGUGGUUCUCUGUCCACAGGAGGCAGCACAUCUAAUAAAUGCUUAAGAGA